This is a messenger RNA of Cololabis saira (Pacific saury), 1649 nucleotides long. RefSeq names its product AAR2 splicing factor (gene aar2). Gene Ontology annotation, biological process: spliceosomal tri-snRNP complex assembly. The transcript has 3 exons. The record is from RefSeq and is a predicted model, not a curated record. Lineage: Eukaryota; Metazoa; Chordata; Actinopteri; Beloniformes; Belonidae. Bases 249 to 1421 code for a protein of 390 amino acids.
UCGAUAAAUACACCCACAAAAGUUUGGUGUUAGGUAAUUGUUAACGCUUUAUUGUAGUUAACUUUUCUUCUCGCCAUGUUUUCAGGGACGGAGUAGACCGCAUCAUUUCCGAGCUCAAACGCAGCGUUUCUGUUUACAUGUUUUAAGGAAAUUAUUUGUGAGUCCUAGACGUAGAACCUCGUCCUGGCCGGUGCAAAGGGAGUCUGCUUUAUUUGUUGCCUGGCUAAAGUUCGUUUGUAGGAGCAAAGAUGGCCAGCAGCAGCAGCAGGAACAUCAGUGACCUGGAUCCAGAUGUUGCCCGCAGGCUGUUUGAGGAGGGAGCCACCCUGGUGCUGCUGGGUGUCCCUCAGGGCACACAGCUGGGCCUGGACUGCAAGAGCUGGCAGGUUGGUCCUCGCUUCCGGGGCGUUAAGAUGAUCCCCCCUGGCCUACACUUCCUCCACUACUGCUCUGUGAACUCGCCGGAGUGUGGAGGACAAAUGGGCCCCAAAUCAGGCCUCUUCCUCACUCUCAAACCCAGAGAGAUCUUACUCGCAAACUGGGAUCACAAAACAGAAGAUCUGGACUUCUCAGCCUCCAAGAACGAGGAAGAGGUGAACAGGAUCCGGGCAAACUUGCGAGACCUGGAUCCUUACCUCGGCCCCUAUCCUUAUGAGGUGAUGAGGAAGUGGGUGUCCCUCACCGACCGCCUCAGCGAGGAGCUGGCCAUGAACUUGCAGCCUCUGACAGGUCGAAUAUGCGCCUUCAGCGACGUUAUUCCUGAGAUUGAGUUUAGACACACAAAAGACAGGGAAGAUCAGCCAAGAAAUGACACACCCUGUCAGAACAUGAAAGAGGGGCUUGAAAGACUACCGAAGAUGAAACAGAGGGAGGGCACGGAGUUGCGCUUCUCCGUUAUCCCCAAGAAGACCUAUCCGCCUGGAGCAACACCCGCUGAAAUCACCCAGUUCAGCAUGGACCUGACUUACACCCUGGAGACCGUGCUGGAGGAGAACCACAAGCAGCUACCUCUCAACCUGCUUGGUGAGCUCCAGUUUGCCUUUGUGUGUUUCUUGGUUGGAGAUGUGUAUGAAGGCUUUGAGCACUGGAAGCGCCUCCUGGCUCUGCUGUGCCGCUCAGAGGAGGCCAUGAGGAAGCGUAAGGAGCUCUACCUAGGACUCAUUGGCGUGCUCUAUCACCAGCUUGGAGAGAUACCACCUGAAUUCUUUGUUGACAUUGUGUCACAAAGCAACUUCCUUACGACCACACUGCAGGACUUUUUCCAGUUUGCUACCGGACCUGGAAUGGACACCGCCCUGCGUAAGAGGGCAGAGAAAUUCAAAGCCCACGUGACCAAGAAGUUCAGCUGGGACUUCGAUGUGGACUUGGAAGACUGCACACCUGUGGUGGUGGAGCUUCCUGAAGGCGUUUCAGUAGACUGAUCCGUCUCUCCUCUAGGUUCUACAAACUGCAACGCGGUAGUCUUAUAAAUCACCACACAUUUGUAUAUUUCAUCAGGGUGGGCUGAACAACACCAGACAGACAUACACACCAUUUGUAUUCUGUUUUGAAGAAAGUUUGGAAACUUUGGUUGUGGUUUUCUGUCUCAAAAAGCAUAAUUUUUAACCUCACUUUAGUUGGAAUAGUGUAUUAAAAGGAAGUUUUACAAA